UAGAAUUUAAAAUUAUUAUUGAUUGAAUUUUGAAAAGUUUUGUCUCAAUUUCUCACAUGUAUCAAUUGCAACGUACGUGAUAUUGACACGCUUUGCACUGAGAUAAUUUGAACGCAUUUGAAAGCAACAAAAAUGUGGUUAAAUUGCCGUUGGAAGAUGCUGCGGCUAUCGCGAAUGCUGAGAUUAUGUUUCUUUAUUGUGCUGAUCAGCACUUUAGUUAGCGCAGACAUAACGACUGUGGAGCGGAUACGGAAACACCAAGAAUGGCUAAAGCAACGCAAUCAGCAAAAAAGCAAUCGCCUGGCGGUAGCAGUUAAUUAUCCGAAAUCCAACUAUGAAAUGGCCAAUCUAUGGCGCUAUCCUAAGCAAAGUGCAGCGCCUGUAGAAAAGCCGAGUAUAAACGAAGUUUAUCCAGAAAACGAAGCUGUUGAAGCGACUGUUCAACCGUCAACAACAGCAAUAGCCAUAACACCAACUACCUCGACUUUGCUCUUGGCAACUACAGAAGCACUGGAAACAACACCAGUUAACACCGCAAUACACACCGAGGAACAAUCAGUAUUAUCGACUACGCCGACCGUAGCCUCAGCCAUAUUACCUUCUUCCGCAACACAGCGGACAACAACUGAGCCGGUGAAGUUGCCGCGUGGCUUUCAAGCGACGACAUCUGAGCGAAGUGUGGGUGUUCCCAAUGCGCCUAUUAUUAGUAGUGUAAGUUCCAGUGCGGCGAGUAGUAGCCGAAAAACACCUUUGAUAGCAACAACAACUACAGAGUUACCAAUUAGCAGCUCGAUUAGCAGUUCUGAUGUUGACAAAGCUUCAGAUGUGUCGUCAAACGAAACAGGGUUUUCAACAACAAGGCGACCGCAUGCGAGUCCACGUCAACGCGCCUAUCCACGCUGGGGCAAUUGGAGCAAGUGGAGUGAAUGCUCGCGUAGUUGUGGCGGAGGUGUUCGCUUUCAGCAGCGCAAAUGUAUCAAUCGCAACUCCUCAACUGGCAAACGUUACAUCAGUAAGGCCUGCAUUGGCGUCUACAAGCGUUAUCACAUCUGCAACGAGCAGCCUUGCCCUGCUGCGUUGGCUGAUUUUCGCGCCGUGCAAUGUGCAGCUUUCAAUGAGGUCGAUUUUCAGGGACAGAAAUACACGUGGGAGCCAUAUAUUAAAGAGGAUGCCGAAUGCGAACUCAACUGCAAGCCAGUGGGCAUGAAAUACUUUGCGACACUGAACUCUUCGGUCAUUGAUGGUACACCCUGCUUUCGUCCAGCUGAAUAUUAUCGCUCAAAUUAUCGGCAGCGUGCAAUGUGCGUGGAUGGAGUUUGUAAGGCCGUCCAUGCCACUGGCAUCAUCACCGGGCUUUCCGCCAACAGUGGAUCAGUGAGUUGCGGUGGUUUAAUUUGCCGUCCAAUAACGGGUAUCUUUACACGCGACCCACUACCAGAAGACGCUUACGUGCACGUGGCCACAAUACCAGCGGGUGCCUCGAAUAUUUCUAUCACCGAACUGGGAAACAGCAUAAAUUUACUAGUGCUGCGUACACCCGAUCAGAAAUACAUAUUUAAUGGCGAUAAUAGCGCUUCGGAUAGCGGUGCCUAUGAAGCUUUAGGCGCGAUUUUCAACUACCAUCGUAUUGACGGACUGCAGCAUGGCGAUGGAGUUACGGAGUGGAUUACUUGCAUGGGUCCCAUAAGAGAAAUGCUGGAGUUGAUGAUAUACAGCAAGUCCUCGAAUCCGGGUAUAAAAUACGAGUAUUUACUGCCCAUAACCUCUGACUCAGAAGAAAAUGAGCUAUCGGUGGAAAGUGAAGGGUUUUUGAAAAAUGGUCCAGAGGAAAGUUUUGCAAGCAAUUCGCGCUCUGGCCGACGUCGUCGCUUCAACUGGAAAGUGGUAGGCUUUAGCGCCUGUUCGAAAACCUGCGGUGGUGGCAUACAGACGCCAAUUGUGCGCUGCGUGCGGGAGAAUCCAAUACGCUAUUACUCCCAGCGCCGUUGCAUGCAUUCCGAAAAACCAAUGCUAAACGAAAACCUGUUGCGCUGCAAUACUCAACCCUGUCCCGCCUAUUGGCGCAUAGAAGAUUGGAGCGAGUGUCAUUGUCAACAGGGUGACGGCUACCGUGAGCGUGAUUUAAGUUGCGUACAAGAGCUCGCUUCCGGCAUUGUUAUACACGUUGACAAUUCGGCUUGUAUGGACGAGAUGCCCAAUCAACGCAAGCCAUGUGAUUGCCCGAAGAAUCGACGUCGUUCACAUGUGGCACGUUACCGCACGGCACAUUCAGGCGCUAAUGGAACUCAUAAUUAUCGCGGACGCGAUAAGACUGACAAAUCUGGUAUUUGGUUAAUGUCCGAUUGGAAUCAAUUUUGCUCUGCUGAAUGUGGUACAGGCGUCGAAUAUCGCACUAUUUCCUGUGAUCGUUCAAAACCGAAUACAGAACGCUGCGACUCACGUGCAACACCAGAGAUUACGCGAUCAUGUGAACGAAGUCGCGAUUGUGAAAAGGGUGAAUGGUUCGCUGGUCCGUGGACGCCAUGUAAUGGAAACUGUUUUAAUUUAACUCGCACCCGACCAGUUUACUGCAUACACCAGCAGCAGAUUGUGAAGGAUGAAGAUUGCAAGCCGGAGCUGAAGCCGCAAAUAAUGGAAAACUGCUCACAUGAAGAGGUGGAGUACUGCGGACCGCGUUGGCAUUACUCCGAGUGGUCGGAGUGCACGAAAACCUGCGAUGGCGGUACUCAACGUCGUUCAGUGAAGUGCUUGGAGUAUGACGAACGUGAGGGUGCGAUGCGUGAAUCGGCCAAGUGUCGUUACUCACUCCGAGAGCCCAUCUAUCGCAGCUGUAACACGCAUAACUGUGACGAACCGCAACUGGAGCUUCUCCAGAACGACGUUGCUGUUUCCUGUGUGGACGAGUUCAACAACUGCCUGUGGGCUGUGAAAGCGAAACUCUGCAGUUACGAUUAUUACAAGCAAAACUGCUGUUACUCCUGUGGCGCCGCCUAAAUACUCGAUCAUAGCCGGCACAUGGGAUACCUGCCAACAACAAAUUUCACUACUUUAGUUUAAUUUAUAACUGAAUUUUGUUUUUGUUUCAUUGUUUUAAUGCGAAAAGUUCAUUUUUAUUUGAAGCACUUGUAUUAAAAAAUUGCCCGUAGUUCUUUCAAAUGCACAGCGACACAAACGAAAUGUAACUUUGUUUUGCAAUCCAAGCGAAAAUAUUGCGAUUUGAUUAAUUGUUGGAAAUUAUUUUUAUUUAUCGAAAUUUUCUUAUGUGAAAUUAAGGCUUACACUUAGUAUUUUUUUAAGUAUUUAUAAAAAUAAAGGUAGGUAUAAUAUAAGAAAUAUUUUAUUUAGUGCUUAGUAAAGAACUUUCAAGGCGCAAAGAAAUUUUGUUUAAAAAUGAAUGACAAAAAUUAGUUACAAUAUAAAUAAU
This is a messenger RNA of Anastrepha obliqua, 3424 nucleotides long. It is a transcript of the gene loh, whose product is annotated as thrombospondin type-1 domain-containing protein 4. NCBI's taxonomy places the organism in Eukaryota, Metazoa, Arthropoda, Insecta, Diptera, Tephritidae. Gene Ontology annotation, cellular component: extracellular matrix. Gene Ontology annotation, biological process: extracellular matrix organization. The record is from RefSeq and is a predicted model, not a curated record. The transcript is spliced from 11 exons. The coding region runs from base 133 to 2994 and encodes 953 amino acids. Gene Ontology annotation, molecular function: metalloendopeptidase activity.